UCAUUCUGUGAUAUCUGUCCAACUAAUUAUGGUCCUGCAAGUUCUGAAUAAUUCCUCAUCAUCAAGCUCAGAAUUGCCUGAUCUGCUUUCGAACGUACACAAUCUCGUACCCUUCAAAUUGGAAAACGAAAACUUCUUCGCUUGGAGGUAUGUAAUUAUCACCAUACUCAAGGCUUACAAUCUCUUCGGCUACUUGGAUGGUUCACUCGAGUGCCCUGAGAAAUUUGUUCGAGUCCGGAACGACGAUGAAGGAGAAUCAUCAUCAACAACUACUGCACAGAUUAAUCCAAGCUACGAAAUUUGGUGCAGGGAGGAUCUAAGAGUGAUGUUGUUCAUCAAUGCUACACUGUCAGCAGACGCACUCCGGGGCAUGCGCCUAAACUGCCCCACUACGACUAGACAGCUAUGGAUUCAACUUUGUGAGGCCACCCAUAUCUCAAAGAAAAUGAGUUUUGUUCAUAACGAUGUACCGUACCUCGAGAGCAUAAAGGCUGGUCUUGAGGGUUGUGGGAUGAAGCCGCCACCUUAGGUUACCGAAAAAUUGGGGGAAAAGAGAUUCUGAUGGUGAGGCGCAAGUUGGGAG
This is a messenger RNA of Rosa rugosa (rugosa rose), 583 nucleotides long. RefSeq lists its product as uncharacterized. The transcript has 2 exons. The record is from RefSeq and is a predicted model, not a curated record. Bases 29 to 529 code for a protein of 166 amino acids. Lineage: Eukaryota; Viridiplantae; Streptophyta; Magnoliopsida; Rosales; Rosaceae.